Messenger RNA from Nothobranchius furzeri (turquoise killifish), 3577 nucleotides. RefSeq lists its product as uncharacterized. Gene Ontology annotation, molecular function: RNA binding. Lineage: Eukaryota; Metazoa; Chordata; Actinopteri; Cyprinodontiformes; Nothobranchiidae. The record is from RefSeq and is a predicted model, not a curated record.
ACCCCAGGUGCCACCCCACUAAGUUCCAGUUUAAAAUGACUACAUUGUCGACAAAAGGCUUGGGUUGUAAACUCCAAAAUAGUGUGUGGUUGCAUGCACCUUUCACCUUGUUUUCUAGCCCAGGCAUGUAGUAUUAAUAUUUAAUAUUUUUUCAUAUUCACAUACAUAGUAUUUAGAGUUCCACGCAACUCCAGUUGGUGGCAGUAAUGCAACAAGAAGUGACUUGCUAACCACCACAAAACUAGAAGAUGAAGAGGGAAAAAAAUGGUGAUUGUGCAAUGUGAAACUCAAAAAUUCACUAGAAAGUAAAUAAACGAUUUGUGUAAAUAAAUAGGCAUAACCAUUGGUGCCACCCAUGAAUAAACAAGUGCCCCACAUGGGCCACCCCAUUUUAAAAGUCCUGGUUACGGCUCUGUUUUAUAUCCAGCUGAGAAACGAGGCCGCAGUGAAUGGGCUGGUUUAAUGCGCCACCUCGGAUCGAAGAACGUUUUCCUCACGUGGUCGGAUUCAUUUAUUGGUAUUUAACCACAACCUAAAGACACGAGAAUGAAAUCUGACACGCCCAAGUAAACGAGUAAGUCAUUAAUAAGCAUUAAAACACUUGAAAUGAAUGAAUGAAAACUUUUAAAAAUAAGUUUUAACCCUUUAGAACAAAUGUUGUUGCUUGGCCCCCAAGUCCAGCUGUUACCUGAGGGUUUAAAUGGGCCAUACCAGACAGUUAUGGGAAAUGUCGGGACGCCACGUCAGCGCAAAAGUGAUGGUGACAUUUUUAAAUCCUCAAUAGUGAACCUUCGUAAUUAUGACGACUGUUCAUGACCCGCCUAAGGUCUGGACACCGGCAGCUUGGAGUAUUUGAUGGUACUCGAGUACCAUAUGGGUAUGGAUGUAUUUGUGUAUAUCUAAGUCUUGAGAUCAGCUGUGUUGCUUAGCAACUGCUGCAGGUUCUCACUAAUUAUAAUGCAGCCAGUUAGAAAUAUAAAAGCAGGAGUUCCAGUGAUGCCAACAGUAAUUCUGUCUCAUGAAGUUCUACGUUUUAUGCUCCACUUGUAACAAUAGAGCUACGUUUGCAAGAUCAAACGUGUCAAAGAAGUACAAAAACUUACCUUAAGUAGAAAUCUUGGUGUCUAUACUGGAGUAAUUUUCUAAUAAUUCUACUCUUUAUAUUUUCACACAAUUAUCUGUGUGUUCUACUCAUCGACAUAUGUAUACGGUUCUACUCACGUUGGCGCUAACUCGACUGCGAUUGGAAACGUUUACCACCUCAACUGUUUGCACCAUGUGGUUCUUUUAUGUAUCCGCUUUGCACUGAAAUGCAUUCAUGUCCAUUGGGCAUCCCAAAUUUAUCAGCAAAACAUUUUUAUAAACAAAUUUGGCCUUUAUGUUUUUAGGGAGGUGUGGUAAAGCUUAAGUUUAGUCCUAAAUGACAUUUUACUUUAACUUACAAAUACUUAAGUACCAUGUCUUUAGUAGUUCUGAAACCAGUGGUUUAUUACUUUUAUUCAAGCUUGAAUUAAUACUUCAUCUUCUGUCUUUCUAAACUCAAUAUCCAUAAGACAGGGGAGCCUAACUGGUAAACUGGGCCAUUUGGCUCCCCAUCACUGGUUUGAGCCCCUGCUCGGUGGCGGUCAAACAGAGACACCUAGAGGACACGUGUCGCUACUGCAGCCCUCACCUAGCAGUGAAAGUGAAACUAUAAACAGUUGUAAAAAGCUGCUUGGAGAGAUGCUGGGUUUAUAGCAACGGACGGGCGUGGGCAGCACGGCUGGAAAAACGCGCGGUAACCGUUAGCCGCGACGACUUCCGGUCUCCGUGUCCGCAGCGAGGAUGGAGAGCAGCAGGACGGUGGUGGUGUCCGGUGUGCCCACCGUGCUGUCGGACAGCAGGAUGGUCGACAAGCUGACUAUUCACUUCCAGAGCGGCAGGAGGAGCGGCGGAGGAGACGUGGAGGAGGUGACCUUCCCCACCAACAUGGACGGAGUCGCCUUCGUCACUUUUGACAAAGCUGAAGACGCAGAAAAGGUGGUGAGAAAGAAAAAACACGUCCUGAAGGAUGGAGAGUUUUCUGAAGACUACACCCUGACUGUGUUUCCCUUCAGCACAGAUGUGUUUUUAUACGUCUCCAAGGCUACCGUAGAUCUCUCUGUUUUCAGAAGCGAUCAAGCAUCCUUGAUUGAGCUCCUGCAGUCAACUCACAGAUCAAUACGGUUCAGAUCUUCGCCUGAGCAGGGGAAAGCUUAUGUAGAGGGUCCUCUGUCAGCCAUCAAAGCUCUGAGGGAGGACCUCUACUGCAGGGCCAAACUUCUUAAACCCUCAACCCAAACUGUCAAACCAAAAGACACCAGUUCUAACCCAGUGGUACCAUCUCAUGACGAACCUGUUGGCUAUGUUGGGUUCUCUGGUACUAAAGCCAAGCGGAAACCAGGAGGCUCAAGCAUUAAAUCCGAGUUACUUCAGAGUUCAAGUGAAGCAGGAGAAGUCAGAAGCAUCGCCUCAAAACCAGAAAGUCAACAAGGUCUCAGUCAGAGUUUGGCACCAGGAAGUUUCAGACACGUGAUCGGAGGAGAGUCCAGUGAAGCGACUGGGAACUUCUCAGAUUGGAACUCCGUAAAGGCAAAACCAGCAAAGCAGCAAGGCUACGACAGAUCGGAAUGGAUUUCAGCCGCCAAAACGGGAGGAGAGAAUCCGACGGUCCAUCGCAGCUCAACCACCAACCGUAGGGAGGUUUCGACCUUGUCCACAAGCACACACGAUGGUGGCAAACACCUGUGUACAGAGGACUCUGAGGAUAUUUGGGUUGACUUGUAUAUAUUCAAAUAUGCGGAAAAAUUUCACAAGAAUGACUUUGACAGAUGCUUGAAGGGUGUCAACGUGGUCAUCAAACAUGAGGGAGCUGACCUCAUGCGGCUAUCGCUGACUGACAAAAAACCCUCUGAGUUGGGCUCAAGCUACUUCAAGGUGACCUUGGAAGACUUUAAGGACUUGAUGGACUUUUUGGGGAUGAUUCUCAGAGUUCAGACAAUCAUUUAUGAUAAGUCGGUGCUGCUUAAUAAAGAGAAACUGGUUUCUAUCUGUGAUAAAGGGAACUCCCUUUACAGUGAUGUUCUUUACCUGUUAGAGGACUCUUGUAUCAAGGUCGUGGGUCCACCAGCAUCUAGUCACAUGUUCUGUAGGUUAGUGGAGAUGGAGAUGUCUAAAGUCAAAGGCCAACAUGUUGAUCCCAAAGCAACCAUGAGCCAGAGGUAAAAAGGUUUGCUGUUUCAUGUAUGACCACAAGGUGGAGCUGUUGUACCGUAUAAAACAUUUGUACCGUUUAUGUUAGAGAAACUGGUUUUUAUUUACUUUCUAUUGCUGAUGGCCAGAAGAACAAAAAUACUUAGAUGUUAAGAGCUUUCAUUGCAUCAAAUCUGUAUUAUUUAUGUUGGGAAGCUUUUGUGUUUGCAUUAGAGUUAAUCUCAUUUAACACCCAUCACAACAAGAGAUGAGUUCCUAGUUAAUAAAAAAAAACAAGUGUGACAGAAAUUAUUUCAUGUAAUUAUGUCACAUAUUUUGGCUGCAGCAUUUAUUUUGAAUUAAGUCU